Messenger RNA from Heterotrigona itama, 896 nucleotides. The record is from the annotation of a GenBank genome assembly. NCBI's taxonomy places the organism in Eukaryota, Metazoa, Arthropoda, Insecta, Hymenoptera, Apidae.
AUGAAAACUCGGGGACAGAAGACCGAAGGUUAAAAAGUCGAUCGACAGGAAAUUCCCGCGAUGAUGAAACGUCCCGUGUUCCCGAAUCUGGAAAAGGUAACUUCCGUUCUUUCGUAAUAUAUCAUCAACGGAAUAACAGGGAAUCGAGCGCUAAUCGAAAAAUAAAACGCUUUCACUAUCUCCCACGUUUCCGUCGUAUGUAACACGUAACGCCAAUUCCAUCGAUACCUGCCACACGAGCGGAAAAACUGUAUCGAUGACCAGUCGAUCCUCAGUCUUGCACAGCUCACGAUUCAAAGACAGAAAGUAACAACUUAUUCGAUCAAAUGACGUAAAUCACGUUUCCAAUGUGUUUCGAAAUUUGAGACUCAAUUACGGGGUGUCACAGUGAUCGUAACGGCAAGGGACUUUCAUUUGCAGGCGGUCACAGCACGUUCUUCGGCAUGCUCAACACAUUUGUACAUAUCGUGAUGUACUCGUACUACUUCCUGGCCGCCUUCGGGCCCAAGAUACAGCCAUACCUCUGGUGGAAGAAAUAUUUGACCGCCCUGCAGAUGGUGCAGUUCAUCCUUGUGAUGGUCCACGCUUUCCAACUUCUCUUCAUCGAAUGCGACUACCCGAAGGCGUUCGUCUGGUGGAUCGGAAUGCACGCGAUCAUGUUUUACUUCCUGUUCCGUGACUUCUAUGUUCAGACAUACAAGAAGAGUAAAACAACAGCUGCCACGUCGUCGGUGAAUAAGGAAACCAAGGUGAACCAAGAGAACGCGAAACAACAGAACAGCGAGAGGGAGAACGGCAAGAUGUACGCGAACGAGUAUAAAAUGGCAACUGGCUACAUCUCGGACAGUGGCCUCAGGAAUCGCGUGUUUAUCGACAACCGCGGUUUCCAGGAAUAA